Penicillium cosmopolitanum is the source of this 1422-nucleotide messenger RNA. Its product is annotated as pheromone receptor. The transcript is spliced from 3 exons. Gene Ontology annotation, molecular function: mating-type a-factor pheromone receptor activity. The record is from RefSeq and is a predicted model, not a curated record. Gene Ontology annotation, biological process: G protein-coupled receptor signaling pathway. Gene Ontology annotation, cellular component: membrane. NCBI's taxonomy places the organism in Eukaryota, Fungi, Ascomycota, Eurotiomycetes, Eurotiales, Aspergillaceae. Bases 1 to 1422 code for a protein of 473 amino acids.
AUGACCACCGAAUUUCCUCGAUACCCUCAAGCGGUGCUUUUGCCGGUGUUAUCCUUCCUCUCAAUUACAGUGUCGAUCACUCCACUGGCUCUCCAUGCAAAGAAUCGCAAUAUCUCGAUGAUGAGCCUAGUCUCCUGGUACAUACUGUUGAAUAUUUUCAACAUCAUCAAUUCCUUGGUCUGGCCAAACGAUGACCUUGAGUCGGCAUGGGAUGGUACCGGUCUGUGUGAUAUCGAGGUCAAGUUUAUGGUAGGAGGUUACUUCGCCGUUCCAGGAGCUCUAGUAGGUAUCUUCCGCGGCCUGGCCAUCGUGCUAGACACCAGCCGCGCUACCAUGGUCCCAAGCAGGAAGCAACGCUGGCGUAACCGAAUCAUGGAUCUCGUUUUCUGCUGUCUGCUUCCCGCGGUAUCGAUGGCUCUUCAUAUUGUAUGGCAGAAGGAUCGCUAUCUACUCUACGCCAUCUCGGGCUGCGUGGUUGAUCUGGAUGAAAGCUGGGUCAGCUUUGCGCUGUGCUUUGUCUGGCCGCCCGUGAUUUGUUUCAUUGCAGCUUUCUACUGCUUUCUCGUACUUAUCCGCCUUCAUCGAUACCGAAGUGACUUUGGGAUGAUUCUACGCUCGUCACAAAGCAACCUGAACAAGUCCCGAUUCCUACGCCUCUUGUUCCUAGGGCUCACUCUGCUCAUCUGCAUCCUUCCGGUGGAGCUCUACACUUUCUACUACAGCCUGAAGUACUCACUGCCUUGGCAUCCAUAUUCGUGGAGCCGAAUCCACGGCCCCUCGUGGUUCACUAUCGUCAAAAUCCCAACCCAGGGCCAAGUAUAUGUUGAUAGAUGGUCUCCGAUCGCCGCGGGGUUUGUGAUAUUUGGGUUUUUCGGCUUUGGUCGCGAUGCCACCAAGAUCUACCGCACGAUCCUUUGGUGUCUCGGCUUAGGCUGCUGUUUCCCCGGCGUGGUUCGUCCUCUCGACACUCAAAACAGCGAUACUCCUGCAGGCGUCUCAAACUCGACCACCCUCAUUGGCACUAUUCGUGAGCGAUCUAAGCUACUGUUCUGGAAGACAAAACCUGUUGUUUGUAGUGAUGUAAGCAAUUCCCAGCAGUCGCAGACAAAUACACUCGGCAGUACACUCGGCAGCAUCGACAAAUCUCGGUACCCAUCCCAUCGUGCCCGCAAUGAGAGCCAACCCCGCUCUUGGUUCCGCCGCUGGCUACCGUUCAAUCGCCGCAUGGUCCUAAAUCGCCGUAACGAUGAAACGCUCCUGGAUGAUCUGCCCGUAGCAGGAACUACAAUAUACACCAACGCUUGGGCGGGAAUCAGUCAAAGCCGCGCUAGCGAUGAUAUCACACCUAGCCCAUCUCCGCAAAAGAAAGACUUCAUUCAUGUCAAACAAGUGAUCCACCAGCAGAGCGAACUCCAUAUUUAG